Purpureocillium lilacinum is the source of this 3666-nucleotide messenger RNA. RefSeq lists its product as uncharacterized. NCBI's taxonomy places the organism in Eukaryota, Fungi, Ascomycota, Sordariomycetes, Hypocreales, Ophiocordycipitaceae. Gene Ontology annotation, biological process: regulation of DNA-templated transcription. The record is from RefSeq and is a predicted model, not a curated record. Gene Ontology annotation, molecular function: DNA-binding transcription factor activity.
AUGUCCAAGUACAGCAUGGAUAAUCUGCCCAAGUACGUCACGCUGUCCUAUACCUGGGGAGCGCCGCAAGACGGAAGUGAUGGGGGCGAGUAUGGGCAGAAAUCGCCCAUACGUGUCAACGACCAGUCGUUCCUCGUGCUGCGCAACCUUUUCGAGGCGUUACAGGGCUUGCAUCGACGAUGGAACUUCGAGGACGAUACCCAGCACCUGUGGAUCGACGCCAUCUGCAUCAAUCAGCAUGACCUCGGCGAGAGAGCCGCUCAGGUCGGCAUUAUGGACCAGGUGUACAAGCGAUCUUCUACGACGGCCAUCUGGCUGGGGGCAGCAGGGCCUGAAGCUGACGCUACGAUCCAAAUGUUUGAAGCAAUUCGGCGCAUUCCAUCAGAGGAGUUUGCUCCGUACUACAGGCAACAUCCCAACGGCGCAGCACCGCCUGCCACGUUUUGGCUCAAGCACGGUCUCUCCAGCUUCGACGACGAAGAAACAUGGCGCCCUGUGGUGCGGUUGUUUGAGCACCGGUGGUUCAACCGCGCGUGGAUCAUACAAGAAGUCACGCUUUCGUCCAAGAAUAUGUACGUCUUCUGGGGUCGUCACGCCAUGACCUGGGACGACCUUGGGCACGUUGCAUUUGCGGGACAAGUCGCGCGGCUCGGGAUAAUGACAAGCCAGCCUGCGUUAACACGGUAUCUCGCUGGAGACACGGCAGCUGGGGAGGUCUAUGACUGGGUUGUGCGCGAUCCGCUCGUGAACAGCUUCCAGCUGUGGUACAAUCGACACAGAUAUCUGCAGCGGAGCCAGACACCGCAUGAUGACACGAUGCUGAGGGAAAUGCGCGCUCUCACGGGAUGCAAGGCGGCUGGAGCCGCAUCGUGGCUCGUGUACUUUGCCUUGUCCAACAGGUGGGCAGAUGCGUCGGAUGCGAGAGAUAAGGUCUUUUGUCACGUCGGGAUGGUGAACAACAUUGCGGCCCAAGACGGUCUGGCUCCGUCGACCGUGCGGCCAAAUUACUCUGCUGCAGUCGACGCCGUCCAGCUGUACAAGCGGCUCAUGACGGAGCUGUUGCAGGAGACAGACAGCCUCGCGGUCCUCAUGGCCAUCAGCGACCCUCCUUCGGCGCGGCUGGCUGGGUUGCCGUCUUGGGUGCCAGACCUGUCAAGGCGACACGGGCUUGACCUGAUGUGGUCCAUCCGACCGCAAUUCGAUGCUUGCCGGGCGAAUGCACAGAGAUCUAGACACGGGUCUAGGAUUCUCAUCAACGGAGACACCCUGCAUGUCAAUGCGGUUGUCAUCGGGUCAGUGGCGACGUUGAGCGCAUCACUGCCCGACUUCCUUGGUCCCGCCUGGCAUAACUGGGCCGGCCAGCUUCUUGGCCUCGACCCUGUGUACCGCUACACAGGCGAAUCACGCGUUGAGGCGUUCUGGCGGACGGCUCUGAUGAAUUCCGUCGGCCGCAGACUUCCCGCGCAGUGGCCCGGCAUCAGCUCGGCGGGCGACAUGUUCCGCGCGUACAUUCUGCAAUGCAUGACGAGGUACUACCCCGGCGCCGGAGCCGACAGUGCGACGCGCGAAAAAUACUUGUGCGAGCUCCGCGACGUGAACGAGUUGGCGGCGGCGGACUGUUCGGGGCAGAUGCCGUCGUUUAACGGGCUUGGAGGCCUAACGGCGCAGAUUGCAGGCGUGAGCGAGGAGGAUCUGAUGGAGCUACCGGACUCGGCGGUACUGGAGGCGCUGAGCGCAUGCGUUGACAAGGCGUCGGGGUUCCUGAUCGGGAUGGAUGGCAGCAUGGUGAACCGGCGGAUCGUCAUGUCAAGCGAAGGGCACAUUGCCAACGCGCCCAUGUGGACGGAAAUCGGCGACACGAUAGCCUUGAUGAGGCGAUCAUUCCGUGCCGAGGAUGUGCUGACGGUGGCCCACCCGGCCUCCACGGGGGCUGCGACCCGGAGCCUCCAUAAGUCCACCUGGCUGACUGACGACGAACCGGCCCCCGCGGGACGAGGCAAGGACGAGCGCCGGACUUGUCAACAUCAUCAAGACUCUGGUCGUAUCAUCAAAACAUUCGAGCAGAUCAUCAAGAGCAGCUUCCGGGUCAUGGAUCUUGCCAUGCCUCUGCAUCCCGUGGACGGGCAGGCUGGCCAGGACGACGGCUGGCCAGACUGCAUCCUCACCUCCCGGCCCAUCCCCGGUGCCUGGCGUCCCUCCGUCGCCGCCGACCCGAAUCUCUCCGCCAUCCUCUCCGCCUCCAGCUACCCCUUCCCCACCCCGGGCCGCCGGCAACGCCCGAACGCGUCCAUGCCGGGUUCCCGUGCAGCCCUGUACGGCGGGCUGCAUAUGGAGGCCGCGGUCCCCUGGGAGGAGCCGGCGGCGGCGGCAGCGGGCUACGACGCCGCGACCAGCGAGUCCGACUCGGCGGAGCGUAGCACCCCGGAUGCUGUGGUGGAAGCCCCCAAGGCAAAGCGGAGACGCAAGAGCCGCGCGCAGGGCAGCGCAGAGGUCAUGGACAAGAGCAGCACAUCGGAGAAGAAGGUUGGCCGGCCGAGAAAGGCCGUGGACACAUCUGAUUGUGAUGACCCCGAAGAGAGACGACGACGACAAAUUCGUCUCGCCCAGCGGGCCUACCGGUUGCGCAAGGAGUCGCGCAUCUCGUUCCUCGAGGCGCGCGUAUCACAGCUCGAGACCUCCGUGGAUAAGAUGAGCGCGGCUGUCGUCUCAUUCGGCAGCAAGCUGGUGGAGUCCAAGGUCCUCAUUCCGCAUGCCGAGCUGAGGGAAAGCUUGAGCGAGACGGUCCAGACUUGCCUCGAAUCGGUGCGCGAAUCUAGCAGCCGGGGAGAGGACGAGCAGGACAUGCAGCAAUUGUCUUUGCAGACACAGGCUGCCACCACCACGCCGAGUAUGCCCUUGGAACUAUAUACUGCGCCCCUACCGCCAGUCGACCUGUCGCUCCUAGGCCCUGGCAAUGGCAGUCCGGCAGGCAGCGGAGGAGUGCUGCACCUGAAACACGCCGAAUUCAUGGAGAAGUUGCACACAUCCAUCGUCUACUAUGGGUAUUCGUUACUGGCGGACCCGUCGACGCCGUUGGAGCUUCUCAGCCGGCACUUCCGACUGACCCUCGCCGUCAUGGACCGGACACGCGUACUGGCGUACUUUGCGGCAGCUCUUCAGGCCAAGCUGAGCAGGGGCAGGAUCACAGGGGACUGGGGCGACAUGCCGUUCUUCCAGUUGGGCGGCGCGGGCUCACACUAUUCGUGGCUCACGGAGAGAGACAAGCUGAUGCAGAACCAAAUUGCGAAUGGCAGCAGCAAGCAAGAAGAGGCCGAUGCCGCCUCGGCGGCGUUGGCGCUAUACUCGCGUCGGUCGAGGGGCUGGCCAAGGAUCGCCGUAUCGCCGGACACCCUCCCGUCAGACGUUCAGGACGAGCUUGAAGGCGAGUGGUUCGACAUGCAGGACCUGGAACUGUUCCUACGUGAGCGCAACACCAAGCUGUUCCGUGUCGAUGCCGCUGGUGCGCCGACCGGUUCUACCCCGAAGCCAGCACCACGAUCGAAGGGGUUCAUCAACGCCGAAUGGCUUCUGCGAACUCUGCUGCACCGGGCGACAUGCCUGGGCCGUUCAGCCGGCUUUCGCCGGCGCGACGUCGAAAUGGCGCUCAGCGGUGUCAUACAUUCAUGA